Messenger RNA from Mesorhabditis spiculigera, 270 nucleotides. The record is from the annotation of a GenBank genome assembly. Lineage: Eukaryota; Metazoa; Nematoda; Chromadorea; Rhabditida; Rhabditidae.
AUGUUUCUAGACCUACCUUUUCUGGGCUUUUUACCUCUAGUGUUCGUGCUAGCUCACGAGUUCCCAGAUUUGAGUGGUGGCUACACAGAGAGCUCAAUAAUUCGUGGAUGGACCCGAAGCACUGACAUCCAUCGGUAUAUGGUGUCGAUGCAAAAAGACCAGCAUUCUGGGUUCGCUUCGUGCGGCGGCUCGAUCAUCGACUAUGACUGGGUGCUGACAGCGGCGCAUUGCGUGUUUGACUAUGACACUCAAACGACGACAAUUUGUCGG